ACCCAAUCACUCUGGCAUCUCGCGGCGCGACUUCAUCGUUCAGGUACCUAUUGCCAUAUCGAAUCUCCAUCAACAACCUCAACUACGGCGCGCAACCGACACAUUCUUGGACAAAAUUGCUCUCUGCUCUUGCAACGAAAAAAGAAACUACUCCUCACUCUCCGUCCAUCCGAAGAACUGGACUGCAGACUUUCACCGGCGCCUUUCGAUACCCUGCGAUUCGACCAACCUCUACAACUGUCGCCAAUCCUUCACGAUGGCUUCUCCUCCAUACUCGUACUCCCCGACGGCCCUCUCACCACCAUACCCAUCUUCCGCACAACUCCCGAUGUCGAACAAGAAGCGCGCCUCAGAUGGCGCGCCUCCAGGAUCCGCCAAGCGCCGCAAGGCUUCGACUCUUUCCGUCACUUCGGCCGCCGCGCACCCUCUUCGCCAGACCUCUUUCCCUCCCGAAGCCAGAUCGCCAUUCCCGCGAUCACCCUCGGCUGACAACCUGAGCGUCGUAAGCGGUAGUCAGGUCAGCGGGCCUCCGAAGAAAAAGCGCGGCAGGAAGCCCAAGAAUCAAACAAAUGUCGAGGCGAGGGAGCAGACGCCGUCCCUCGUAGGCGGGCGCGCGCCCACGACGGUUAGCGGAACGGGCGCAGGCGCCGAAGGCCAGGAGGAUGGCGCCAAUGAUGAAGACGAUGAUAAUGACAUGCGCAUGGCGUUGGUGGACUCUACAGUCAGGACUCAGGAGCAGAAGCAGGAGGAAAUAAGAUUACGUGCCAUGCUCGUCGAGUCCUUCGACCCGGAACAAUACGACCGAUACGAACAAUGGCGCGCUGCCAAAUUGACAGACGCCGUGGUCAAACGAGUCGUCAACGCGACCGUCUCGCAAUCCGUACCCCCGAACGUCGCCCUCGCUGUCAAGUCGGUAUCGAAGCUCUUCAUCGGAGAGCUCAUCGAGAGAGCUCGGGAUGUGCAGGGAGAGUGGAUCAAGGCCACGGGCGAGAAGCAGUCCGAAGCGCCCACGCCGCCGCCAAAGGACGAGGCCAGCCAGUCUCAGGCCGCGAAAGAUGACCGAAGGGGCCCUCUGCGACCAGACCAUCUCCGCGAGGCCUGGCGACGUUACAAGAUGUCGGGGGAUGGAGGCUGGGCGGGCAUUCAAGGCCUGUGGCACGAACAGCAGCAGAGCGGCGUCGAGAGGUUCCCUGUCCGAACCGGCGGACGGCGCGUUUUCAGGUGAUGCCAAGACGGUGGGUCGUGGCUAUGAUAUGAUAUUGACAAAACAGCGGAGAGGCAGGCAGCAAAUUGCGCACGAAGAGGCUUGGAGGCUUUUAUGAUACCCAUCCUAACCCGAGAGUUAGUUAGCUUAACAGCAAACGGCAAGCAGUCAUCAAUAGAAAAUAUCCAUUUGCACGGCUAUGGCGGCUAUGGACAUUAAUAUUCCCCCGCCAGUGGUGGUGUGAUGCGGGAAUCUCUCGAGCGGCUAUCCGAUAUGUCCAUGAUGAACCGACCA
This is a messenger RNA of Colletotrichum destructivum, 1498 nucleotides long. Its product is annotated as Putative TAFII28-like protein. The coding region runs from base 257 to 1225 and encodes 322 amino acids. The transcript is spliced from 2 exons. Gene Ontology annotation, biological process: transcription initiation at RNA polymerase II promoter; RNA polymerase II preinitiation complex assembly. Gene Ontology annotation, cellular component: transcription factor TFIID complex; nucleus. Gene Ontology annotation, molecular function: protein heterodimerization activity; transcription coactivator activity. The record is from RefSeq and is a predicted model, not a curated record. Lineage: Eukaryota; Fungi; Ascomycota; Sordariomycetes; Glomerellales; Glomerellaceae.